Auanema sp. JU1783 is the source of this 1680-nucleotide messenger RNA. NCBI's taxonomy places the organism in Eukaryota, Metazoa, Nematoda, Chromadorea, Rhabditida, Rhabditidae. The record is from the annotation of a GenBank genome assembly.
AUGGGCAGUGUAGAUGUUGUGAGUGUGAGAUCGAAAUUCUUCCGAACGGUGUAUGCUCAACAUGUUGUUGCUCCAAUCGAUAAUGAGUUUCCUAAUAAUAAUCAGGAAGGAACAACAAACGCAGAAAGUAAAAAGCCAAUAGAAGUUGAUCCUAAAGAAUUGAGUAGUCAUGUGAAGCACGUAACUCCAUUGCUCAAAUCGGCUACGAAAAGUACUCCCCUUAUUCAAGCCUCAAUCCCAAAAGAAACUGCUAUCGCUACUCAUUCAGCCCUUCUCCAAGGAUUAUCCAAUGAGAAACAGAAAAGAAUCAAAGAGCUUUAUGAUAGGCUUGACAUGGAUCACGAUGGGAUGAUCGAUAUCAGGGAUUUGACAACAGCCUUGAAAAGAGAAACCCCUCAUAUUCCUUCUAAACUAGCUCCGCAACUUAUGCAGCGUAUCAGUUCGGUUGACAAUCAAGAGAAGGUUGGGUUCAGCGAGUUCUUGAAGUAUGUAGUUGAGCAUGAAAUGAGAUUAGAACGAAUUUUCGAAGAUUUAGAUCAAAACAGAGAUGGUUAUAUUGAUGUUCGAGAGAUCAAGCAGUAUUGUAGCAACUUAGGUAUUCCAAUGGAUGACAGGAAAGCUCAAAUUAUAGUUGAACAAAUGGAUAAAACUGGCUCAGAAUCUAUAAACUUGUCAGAAUUUCAACAAUUUCUUUUACUAUACCCAAGUCAUGACCUGAAGGAUAUUGUCGACUUUUGGCGACACAAUCUAGUUAUUGAUAUUGGAGAAGACGGUUUAGUCCCAGAAGAUUUCACGCAGCAGGAAAUUCAAUCAGGAGUAUGGUGGAGGCAUCUAGUUGCCGGAGCUGUAGCAGGAUGUAUGAGUAGAACAUGUACUGCUCCAUUCGAUAGGUUAAAAGUCUACAUGCAGGUUCAUGCUACGAAGCAGAACAAGCUAGGGGUUUGGUCAUCACUCAGUCUUCUUCAUGCGGAAGGUGGCAUUCGAUCAUUCUGGCGUGGCAAUGGUAUAAACGUAGUUAAGAUUGCUCCGGAGUCUGCAAUAAAAUUUAUGGCUUACGAACAAUGUAAACGACUUAUUCAAGAAUAUACGGGUAAAAGUGAUCUUGAUAUUUUUUCUCGGCUCUGUGCGGGUUCUACAGCUGGAGCCAUAUCUCAAUCCAUCAUUUAUCCAAUGGAAGUGAUGAAGACAAGAUUAGCUCUUCGACGCACAGGCCAAUUAGAUAAAGGUGUUUUUCAUUUUGCUCAUAAAAUGUAUUCCAAAGAAGGUUUUAUGUGUUUUUAUAAGGGGUACUUGCCGAAUUUACUCGGUAUCAUACCUUAUGCUGGGAUAGACUUGGCAAUUUAUGAAACUUUAAAGAAGCUAUACGUCAAACAUAACCCAGGAUCGGAACCUGGUUCAUGGACUGUUCUAGCUUGUGGGUCUGUUAGUUCAACGUGUGGUCAAUUAGCUAGUUAUCCUUUGGCACUUGUUCGAACAAGGCUGCAGGCCAGAUCAGUAUCAGCUGAUAUCCUCCAACCUGAUAAUAUGAUAGGGCAAUUUCGUUAUAUUCUGAAGAAUGAUGGCUUCAUCGGUUUGUACAGAGGACUAGCUCCUAACUUUAUGAAGGUUAUCCCAGCUGUUAGUAUCAGUUAUGUUGUUUAUGAAAAAGCAAGAAAGUAUCUUGGUGCAACUAUGUCUUGA